CUCCUCUCCUCCUCCCCCGACUGGUCACCAAAGAUGGCGGGUUGCUGAGCGCUCAUGGAUACACACAUUUCGCGGCCAGCUGUCAACUUCCCACAAACGCAAACUUCCCAGACACAGUAGUCGCCGCCCUGCGAGAGCGUGUUGUCCCCGCUGCCGCCAUGCAGAUCACGCUGAAGACGCUGCAGCAGCAGACGAUCCAGGUGGAGAUCGACCCCGAGCAGACGGUAAAGGCCUUGAAGGAGAAGAUAGAAGCUGAACGAGGAAAAGACAACUUUCCCGUCUCUGGGCAGAAGCUGAUAUACGCUGGCAAGAUUUUGCAAGAUGACACGCAGAUUAAGGACUACAAAAUCGAUGAGAAGAAUUUUGUUGUAGUUAUGGUGUCCAAGGCUAAGCCUGCAGCUUCAGCCUUGCCAGCAGCAUCAGAAACCCCCAAACCCCCAGUACAAGACUCCGGUUCAACAUCAACAGCCACCCCAACUACAACCCCUGCUUCAAACCCAACUCCAGCUCCAGCAGCUGUCCCCAUUCCUCCUGAGGAGGCCAAACAAGAGCCAAGUGCCCCAGCUACAGAACCACAACAAACAGCCAGCUCUAGUGCUGGGAGUCAGGGCCUGGAUGCCUCCUCGGCGCUGGUGACUGGAGCCGAGUACGAGGCCAUGCUGGCAGAGAUCAUGUCUAUGGGCUAUGAAAGGGAGCGAGUGGUGGCAGCCCUGCGAGCCAGUUUCAACAAUCCCCACAGAGCUGUGGAAUACCUCCUAACUGGCAUCCCCAGCAGCCCUGUUCAAGAGAGUAAUCCACCGGCGCAGGCCCCGGCAUCUGGACCCACGGAGUCCCCGUCUCUAGCAGAAGGAGAAAACCCACUUGCAUUCCUGCGUACCCAGCCUCAGUUCCUGCACAUGAGACAGGCCAUCCAGCAGAAUCCCGCUCUGCUACCAGCUCUUCUCCAGCAACUAGGCCGUGAGAAUCCUCAACUUCUACAGCAAAUCAGCCAUCACCAGGAGCUGUUCAUCCAGAUGUUGAAUGAGCCGGUGGGAGAGGGAGGCGACGCGCCGGAGGUUGGUGAGAUGGGGGCGGCCGGGGAAGAAGGAGCACCUGUCAACUAUAUCCAGGUUACACCUCAGGAGAAGGAAGCCAUAGAAAGGUUAAAAGCGUUGGGUUUUCCUGAAGCCCUGGUGAUCCAGGCCUACUUCGCCUGCGAGAAGAACGAGAACCUGGCAGCCAACUUUCUCCUCAACCAGGGACUGGAAGACGACUGAACCGGAGCGGAGCGCUGCCUCCCUGCAACUCCCUCCCACCCUUCCCUCUUUUUCAGCUCAGCAUAAAGACUGCACCCCCAAAUUUUACUGUACAGCUACCAACCUCAGCUCAACACAGUGGGAGGGGAGGGGAGGGGGAGGGAGGGAAGG
This is a messenger RNA of Cololabis saira (Pacific saury), 1406 nucleotides long. It is a transcript of the gene rad23aa, whose product is annotated as RAD23 homolog A, nucleotide excision repair protein a. The coding region runs from base 159 to 1256 and encodes 365 amino acids. Gene Ontology annotation, cellular component: cytosol; nucleoplasm. Gene Ontology annotation, biological process: nucleotide-excision repair; proteasome-mediated ubiquitin-dependent protein catabolic process. The transcript is spliced from 9 exons. The record is from RefSeq and is a predicted model, not a curated record. NCBI's taxonomy places the organism in Eukaryota, Metazoa, Chordata, Actinopteri, Beloniformes, Belonidae. Gene Ontology annotation, molecular function: polyubiquitin modification-dependent protein binding; ubiquitin binding; proteasome binding.